CGGACAGAGAGGGGUCCACACUGUGCUCGCCACACCUCCUCGACUCUGUCAGCUGGGACGCUGUUAUCAAACCGUGUAGAUUUCAUAGUUUGUAUGAAUUCAACUUUCUCUUACUAAAUGGAGACAUGUGAGGGAGCGAGAUAAUCUUGCUGUAACGUCGCAGCUUCUCUGUGUCCGCGGGUUGUCUGUUGGACACCAUCAGCGACCUUUGUUUACGUUAUUCAACCGCUUGUGUAACACGUGAGCUGCUGGUGUCUCUCCACGUUAGCUUAGCUGCUGUCUGACACACACUCAAGUCAGACACUUAGCUCAUGCAUUCACUGCUAGAUAGUUUACCCCCUGUUUAGCUCUUCGCAGUGGUUCGUGGUCGUGGUGCGUUCAGGGUAUGCAGAUGUUUUCGGGGGUGAGAACAUGUUUGGUGUCGGGUCUGACCAGGCUGCCCGGUUGUGUGAACUCAAGGGCGGCAGUGAGAGCGACACCUGCCCUCUGUAGACAUCAGCAUCGGACAUUCAGCUCUGGACCUGCAGAUGUCAAGGUGCUGUACGAUGGACUCUGUCCUGUGUGUGUGACGGAAAUCCGGUUCCUCGAGUUUCUGCAGAAAAACCGGCCUGGAAAAGUAGAUUUCGUCGACAUCUCCCUGCCGGCCUACGAUGGAGCAAAAUACAAGGACGUCAGCUACGAGAUGGCCAUGGAGGAAAUGCAUGUGAUUGAUGAGACAGGAAAGGUUCACCGCGGGGUCCCGGCAUUUGCGGUCAUGUACGCCGCUGUAGGCCUCGGCUGGUUGGGUCGCUUCAUGAUGUGGUCGCCUGUGAGACCGUUCAUGGACAAGUCCUACGCCAUCUUUGCCCGGAAUCGCUUAAAGUGGACCGGACGUGGGGAGGAGUGCGCCACAGGACGCUGUGAAAAGAAAUCGCAAUGACCCUGACCAUUUAAAAAUAACAAAUGAAGUAUGUUUAGCCCUUUUAAUUUGAUUGAGAAGAAGAACUCAAGAAAUUCAACGUGGUUUUACGAUCCUGUCUGGAAAAGUUCCAAGAUGUUUAGGGGAAAUAUCUGCUGACUGAUAUAAUAAAUGUUGUGAAGCCAUC
Acanthopagrus latus (yellowfin seabream) is the source of this 1085-nucleotide messenger RNA. RefSeq lists its product as uncharacterized. The record is from RefSeq and is a predicted model, not a curated record. The transcript has 3 exons. NCBI's taxonomy places the organism in Eukaryota, Metazoa, Chordata, Actinopteri, Spariformes, Sparidae. Gene Ontology annotation, molecular function: protein-disulfide reductase activity. Bases 386 to 919 code for a protein of 177 amino acids.